Molecule: messenger RNA, 753 nt
Organism: Cotesia congregata
Lineage: Eukaryota; Metazoa; Arthropoda; Insecta; Hymenoptera; Braconidae
Source: the annotation of a GenBank genome assembly
AUGAUUAAAUUAUUGAGUAACUCAGUGGUAAUAAUCAAAAAUUUUCAUAAUAAAGCAUUUGUCAGACAAAUGAGUAAAUUUAGCGGGUUCGAAGAGAAAGUUUAUCAAUAUUUGCAACCCAUAGAUUUAGCCAAGCCGCCAUAUUCCCAUGCUUGUCAAAUUGGCGACCCUGUUUUGCGACUACAAGCUAAACCUGUAGAAUUAGAGAUUAUUAAAACCGCGGAAUUUAAAAAAUUUGUCGAGCAUUUGAUAAAAGUAAUGCGAACUUACGACGCAUUUGGAAUGGCUGCGCCCCAAAUAGGAGUAUCUUCGCAGGUGUUCGUGAUAGAGACGACCAAAAAACAGUACGACGAGAUGAUGAUGUCAAAAAGCGCGGGUCAACCUAUUGAAGAAAUUCCGCUGAAGAUUUUCAUCAAUCCUCAGAUAAAAAUUACGGACUUUAAGGUUACUAAUUAUCCGGAGUGCUGCGCUAGCGUUUGCGGAAUGAUGGCGAAUGUACCGAGGUCCAAGGGGGUGCAAAUUAACGCACUGGAUAUCGACGGGGAACCGUUCACUUGGGAUGCUGUCGGCUGGCCUGCUAAGGUUGCGCAGCAUGAAUUUGAUCAUUUACAGGGAAAAUUGUAUACCGACACGAUGGAUCGAAAAACACUCAGUUGCAUGGUCUGGCAGACAGUUAAUCGAAGAGGAGGAAAAAUUUCUAUUGAUUAUAUACCUAUUGCAAGAAGUAAAUUAAGAAAGUUGUUUUUCACAUAG